Molecule: messenger RNA, 1994 nt
Organism: Topomyia yanbarensis
Lineage: Eukaryota; Metazoa; Arthropoda; Insecta; Diptera; Culicidae
Product: U1 small nuclear ribonucleoprotein 70 kDa-like
Exons: 6
Coding region: 161-1471 (436 amino acids)
Biological process (GO): mRNA splicing, via spliceosome
Cellular component (GO): precatalytic spliceosome; U2-type prespliceosome; U1 snRNP
Molecular function (GO): U1 snRNA binding; mRNA binding
Source: RefSeq, a predicted model, not a curated record
AUUUCCUUCAUUUUAACGCAUCAUCAAAAAUUUUGCAGUUCUCUUCUGUGCUUCAUAAAAAGUGGAAUUUGGAGAAAAAUGUGCUAAAGUUCGAUACUCAAAUAUCAGUGUUGAAGAGUGCUUGCGGAUUUUCAUCGAAUAGUGGUGUUUUCGGAUUAAAAUGACGCAGUAUUUGCCACCAAACUUGCUGGCAUUGUUUGCCCCACGCGAGCCGAUCCCUUUUCUACCUCCAUCGGCAAAACUUCCCCAUGAGAAAAAAUCGCAGGGUUAUAGCGGUGUAGGAGCGUUUUUGGAUUUGUUCGAGGACCCAAAAGAUACUCCGCCACCGACACGGGUAGAAACACGCGAAGAACGGAUCGAACGCCGGCGCCGGGAACGAGCGGAACAGGUAGCCUACAAGCUAGAACGUGAAAUUGCCACCUGGGAUCCGACACAGAUGACCGGAGCUACGGAAGAUCCUUUUAAGACAUUGUUUGUAGCAAGAAUUAAUUAUGACACAUCGGAGUCGAAAUUACGACGUGAGUUUGAGAUGUAUGGCAACAUUAAGAAAAUUGUUGUGACUUUCGAUAAGGAAACCGGUAAACCAAGAGGAUACGCUUUUAUUGAGUAUGAACAUGAACGGGACAUGCAUUCCGCCUACAAGCAUGCUGAUGGUAAGAAAAUUGACGGUAAGCGUGUGCUGGUUGAUGUCGAGCGUGCCCGUACCGUAAAAGGCUGGCUUCCUAGGCGCCUCGGAGGAGGACUUGGCGGAACUCGCCGGGGUGGACCCGAUGUCAACAUCAAACAUUCCGGUCGUGAAGAUAACGAACGGGAACGCGAACGCUAUCGGCUGGAGCGGGAGCGAGAGGACGGUGCGAAUCGUGAACGACGGGAACCAAGGUUUGAGCCUAGAUUCGACCGUCGUCGCUCGCGCUCUCGGGAACGCGAUCGUCGCCGUCGCAGUCGGUCCAAGGAUCGUCGCAGAAGACACAGCCGUGAACGUGACCACGAGGAACCGGAACGUGAGAAACGUUGGGACAAAGAUCAGGAGCGCAAUAGGGAGAAAGAUCGUGAAAGGGAUCGUGACCGUGAUCGCGAUCGAGAGCGUGAUCGUGACCGCGAUCGUGAGCGGGAUAAGAAACGUAGGCGCAGUCGCAGCCGGUCACGGGAUCGAGAACGCGAUCGUUCCGAGAAGAAACGCGACAAGCGGGAUAAGGACCGAGAGCGGAAAGAACGCAAACCGGAGUUACGUGAGGGUGAUAUUAAAAUCAAGGAGGAACCGUUGGAUGAUUAUCCGGAUUACAGCACCCAGUACCCUCAAUACCCAGCGCAGAUUAAGAACGAAGAUGGCGAGGAAGAGAAAUAUCGCCCCAACGAGCAUGAGGAUGCAAAUGGGGCUGUCCGGGCGCGUGUCGGAGAAAAUGGCUCCCGUUUCAGCGCGGCACCGCCUCAGGAUAACGAUGCAUACAACGAUCGGUAUGGUGGCUACUAGUGAUGUCUUCGAAGAGUGUAUUCUAUUCCAGAAGAAAGAAAAAAACCCUUCGGGAGUAAUUGUAACAUUUUUAGUAAUACGCAGAUUGCAGCAAACCAUAAGCGGAUUCGUCCCCUUUUCUAGGUUAUGGUACUUCAACCCGUUUCAAAUUUUAACAUAUAUUUUACCCGGAACUACCAGACACAUGUAAAGGUUAAGUAUAAAUUAAAAACUGUCCGACAUGCGAUAGCAAUUCAAAUUCACUUUCUAGUUAUAUAAUUUUGAAAUUACAUAACUUCUCAGGUAAAGUAUAUCUUGUAAUUAUUGUUGUUGCAACAAUAUAAUAAAACUAGUUGAUUGGCACAAAUUUGAUACAAACAUAAAUGUGCUACUGGCUUCAACAACGCUUAAGGCAUGGAUCUUACAUUGUUUUAAGCAGAAGCGUUUCCUAUAAUUAGAUUUAGAACAAUUUUCUUUUCAACCUAGGAUGGACUUUUGUAUUCUGCGAAGUAAGUACUGACUAAAGAAGUGUCUUGAACGCAAA